CUAUUAUCCUCUCCCUCUUUAGUCUUUGAGUUACUCGUAAAGGUAAGAAUCUCAUUGGGAGCAAAACCACAUUCAUUUCUCUUGGUGAGAGUUGUACUCAUGAUCUCCCACGAAGAGAAGACUAAAGGAUAGUGGCCAGCCAAGUGAGCCGUAUCACAUCGCUUUUUUUUCAACUGUUGAGGUUUCUACUCCAUCAUCCUGGAGUCGAUGAACUAUGCUUUGAAACUCAUAGUCAGUUUCUCCCUACUCAGCCAGUAAGCCACUCUGUAAAGGUAAGAAGAAUCAUUGCUAGCGAGACCCCCUCCAACUCCCUUGGUGCGAUUUGAACCAAAUGUCUCUUACUAAAUAGAGACUUGGGGUGGGGAACCAAUCAAUUGAUGGUAUAAUUAUCCCAACCAUGGAUAAAUGUUCACCGGGUUAACAUGGAUGAAAACAAUUAGAGGUUGAUGUGCAUGGUAACUAUGCGCGGAUGAUGAUAAGGUAUAGGAAGAGCUCGUACGUGGUGACCACGCGCGGGUUAGAAGAUAAAAUACUGUACAUGACGACUGUGGACGCAAGUUAAUAGAAGAUCAGGAACUACACAGUGACCGUGGAUGUCGGGGUAGGCUUAUCCAGAGAGCAUGUCCACAGCAACCAUGGACGCGAUCAAGUACCUUAGCCAAAGGAGCGUCCACAGCGACCCUGGACAUGGUAGUUGAAGCCUAUCCAAAUAAUCUAUGCAUGGUGUCUCUGGACAUCAUGGCAAGCUACAUGGCAACUCCGUACGACAAACUACAUCAAUGACGUCUUUUCAGAGAUACACACAAUCAACAAAGGAUCCCGCGGAUCCGGAUUAGUGAUUUGCGUAUCAAUACGAACAUGGCGACCACGUCGCCCAAAUCUUUUAUGUCUUAUUUCCUACUAUAAAAUCAUGUAAUCUUUGGAAAGCUAAAUACACUGAAUACAUUACAUACAUUUAUCUCUCUAAAGAUUAUCCUGAGCACUUUAAUUAUUUUCGGCUAUCUCUUAUUAAUUAUUUUCCGGUGGAUUUACUUCCAUCAUUUUGGUGCUUUCAUUGAGAGCUGAAAAUACACUCAGGCUAUUUCAACGUUGUAACAAUGGCUACUACAAGGGCGGAGAAGGAUGUACCCGCUGAUGGACACACUGCGUCCAACUCAUCGGGUCAAGACUUGCGUAACCGACUCAGUCGCCCUGCGGUGGUUCCCGUAGAAGUGCCCGAUGUCCAUGGUGCCAUCCUAGGGAUGACCAAGAUGUUGGGUACUCUUGCGAAGGACGUACGCCGUGCAAUUCCUAGCACUCAUCAAAAGCCUCCUCAACCACACGGAACUCAAGUUCCGACUAAUCAUCCGGCGGUGGAGGUGGAGGUGACAUCACCGGCGCCAUCUCAAAAAAAUGGAGAGAGAAGAGAGGGACGAGGAAUCCCUGUCUCUUCGAACCAACCAGCUCGAAGUGAGGCCUCGGUGUUCAGUAGAUUGGGAGACCGACGACGCUCUGCUAAAGACCGUCUCGGACGAUCGCACUAUGUUGAUAAAGAAAGGGAUACACAAAACCACCGUGGACGACAUGACCACGGCGAAGAGGAGCGUGUGCAAGCUCCCAAAGUCACCCAUAUGACUACCAGUCACCGUUCACUUGGACACAUGACUGAGCAUGUCGGCGGGACUGAAAUACGUUCACAAAAACCGAGGAACAUAGAAGUAGAGGACGGUGGCAGGAAACGUGUGACGAUUCAAGCAGAUAGAACCAAGAGUGAUCUAAAUGACGUGGAGGUGAGGAAGCUAUGGAGAAAAAUCGAGGACCUGCAACGACGGGUAGAUGCAGGAGAUGGAAACACAGACGCUAAACUAAAGACGGUAACCCCGUUCACUACACGGAUCAUGGCAUACCCGUUACCAAUUGGCUUCAAGGCGCCCCAUGUCAAGGCCUAUUCGGGAACCUCAGAUCCCCAGGAACAUUUGUCACGUUAUUAUGCUAAUAUGAUUAUGAUUGGGGCAUCGGAGGAAAUAAUUUGUCGAUGUUUCCUAGCUACGUUGGAGGGAACUGCGUGUGAGUGGUUCAAUUCUCUCCCCCAUGGCUCGAUAGAUGAAUGGGAGGACUUAGCGCAAAGGUUUCUUCAACACUUUGCCGCUAGCAAAAGAACCAAGCAACACUACUCACACCUCCUGACCGUGAAGCAGAAGAAGGGUGAGGACUUGAAAGAUUUCGUGAUACGGUGGAGGAAGGAGUCUUCUGCCGUGCAUGGGGCGGACGACCAAACUCGCCUUGCCAUGUUCCAGGCAGCGUUGCGGGCUGGGGAGUUCGCCUCAAGUCUCAUCCGGGACCCGCCAAGGUCGUACCAGGCCGCCCUUCAAAGAGCUGACCGAUACGCCGAUGCGGAGAUCCGAGAGGUGCAAAAGAAAAAGGACGAGUCAUCGGAACCUUGGAGGGAGGGGACUGUCCCUCACCACAAAAAACAAAAGAAAAACAAGAAAGAUUUCAAUUAUGGUCCAAGGCAGAUUCCUAAUACAAGCUCGAUGCCUCUAACUCAUCCUGUGGGUACGAUCUUGGACUAUGCCGAGCGCACGGGUCUCAUGCAAGGGCCAAGGCCGGAGGGUGAAGUGUACGCUGUCUCUGGUGCUAAAAAGUAUUGUCGCUAUCACCGGGUGGAUAAUCACGACACGGAGGAGUGCUUUACCUUGAAACGCGAGAUUGAAAGACUGAUCCAAAGAGGCCAUCUGAGUAACUUCGUCAAAGGGGCUGCACAGCAACCCAACCAUGUAUGGCGGAAAUCAUCAGAACAAGUGGCAUGCACGCAGCCGGAGACCCGAAGGGCAGAGAAAAGACACAUUGGAAAUGAGAGUGACGAGGAUGCCUCGGAUGAGCCAGGGCCGAAGCGAGACAAGAGGAACCAUGACAUCAAUUUCAUUUAUGGAGGUAAUGCAGGCGGGGACUCUUCGUCCCUUCGAAAGAAAUGGGCUCGUCAACUGUACAUUGGUGAGAUCAUGCACUCUCCAAUGAAAAAGAAGGUACGACGUGAACCUAUAUGCUUUACUGAUGAUGACCUACCACCAUGUCCAAGCCCACAUCGGGAUGCCAUGGUUAUCAAAAUGGAGAUCAAUGAUCUUGUCAUACACCGUACCCUGGUCGACACUGGAAGUUCCGUUAACAUAAUGUACCUCGACACUUUCGAGAAACUGAAGUUGUCCAAAGGAAAACUCCAUCCGAUAAAAACCCCGUUAUCUGGGUUCACGGGUGACUCUAUCGAGGCAGAGGGAGUUGUCACGGUCCCGGUAGAGGUGGGGGACACAUCCCAUAAAGUGAAACUCAACAUGGAGUUCGUAGUUGUCCGACUGACAUGUGCACAUAAUCUUAUACUCGGACGGCCAGGCCUGGAAGAUUUGCAGUGCAUUGUGUCCCCGGCACAUCUUUGUAUUAAGUUCCCAACACCAACCGGAGUGGGGAUAGCACGCGGGAGCCAGAAGCUCGCCCGAACAUGCUACAUAAAAAUCACAAAGAAGGUGGGGCGGCAUGGCCUCCAGGUAAACACUGUGGCCACACAAUACCUACAAGAUGAAGAGCGAAGACCCCGUGCUGAACCAGCAGAAGGGACAGAAGAGGUCACCCUUGACCCUGCAACCCCAGAGCGCAAGGUUAAGAUAGGCACCGGAUUGUCAGCUGAGCUCCGCGCUGAGGUCAUAACUGUCCUGACUAUGUACCAAGGCAUAUUUGCAAGAGGACCAGAGGACAUGCCGGGCAUCAGUAGAGAUGUCAUCUCUCAUCGCCUAGACGUAGACACUAUGUCAAAACCGGUGAAACAAAAGAAACGUUACAUGUCCUCGGACAGGCGGGAAUUCGUAAGGAAAGAAGUGGGCACCUUGUUAAAAAUCGGCCACAUCAAGGAGGUAAAAUACCCAGAAUGGUUGGCAAAUGUGGUAUUGGCACCUAAACCCCCAACGUGGAGGAUGUGUGUUGAUUACACUGACCUAAACAAGGCAUGCCCGAUGGAUCCAUUCCCAUUGCCUAACAUCGACCAAUUGGUGGACGAGACAGCGGGGUGUGAAUUGAUGAGUUUCAUGGAUGCUUUCAGUGGAUACCACCAAAUUCGCAUGCAUGAGGAGGAUGCAGAGAAGACCUCAUUCAUGACUCCAGAGGGUGUUUUCUGUUACUUAGUCAUGGCGUUUGGACUGAAAAACUCUGGGGCAACGUACACUCGCAUGAUCUCUAAACUUUUUCGACCCGUCCUAGGCCGCACCAUGGAGGCCUACGUGGAUGAUAUGAUUGUGAAGAGUAAAAGAGCAGGUACGCAUGCCGUGGAUUUGGCAGAGGUGUUCAAAAUCAUGGAGAAGUUCAAUCUUCGUCUCAAUCCAAAGAAGUGCACGUUCGCCGUCCAAGGAGGGAAGUUCCUGGGUUACUUGGUGAGUAGAAGAGGAAUCGAGCCAAAUCCAGAGAAAAUCAAGGCCAUACUCGAAAUGGAACCUCCUCGUAAUGUCAAAGAAGUGCAACGAUUGACGGGACGCUUAGCGGCUUUGAACCGCUUCUUAUCAAAACUAGCAGAGAAAGCCACGCCAUUCUUCCACAUCAUGAAGAAAUCAAAGGGUUUCGUAUGGACUGAGGAGUGCCAAAAGUCAUUCGAGGGAUUGAAAAACUACCUCUUGUCUCCUCCUGUCUUGUCCAAACCUGAGGCGGGGGAGACAUUAUACCUAUACCUAGGGGUUUCACCAAGUGCAAUUAGUUCUGUCCUGGUGCGUGAAGAUGGCGGCGUCCAGAGACCCGUUUACUACGUAAGCAAAACUUUGAGGGACGCUGAGCUACGGUACACAACCAUAGAAAAAACUGUUCUGUCCGUGGUGUGGACGGUCAAACGGCUCACACAAUACUUCCAAGCUCACCCUGUCCAUGUACUGUCACACCAACCCCUGGGUGCCUUAAUGAGAAGUCCCACGGCUUCCUCGAGGAUGAUCAAAUGGGCAGUGUAUCUAAGUCAAUUUCAUAUAGAGGUGAAGCCAAGACCUUCCAUCAAGGGGCAAGCUCUUGCAGAUUUCAUAGUAGAAUGCACAGCGCGGGAGGAAGCAACGAAGAUGAAGCAUGGCGACGAUGAACAAGAGUGGUGGAUAUUGUCCACGGAUGGCUCCUCCGCGGCUAAAUCUUGCGGGGGAGGGGUGGUCCUCACCACGCCCGAAGGCUUCAGGGCCUAUUACGCUAUCCGGUUCAACUUCAAGGUGUCGAAUAAUGAAGCAGAGUACGAGGCUCUACUAUGUGGUCUACGCUUGGCGGCAAACAUGAGGGCGGAGAAGGUCAAGAUACGGUGUGAUUCAAAACUAGUGGUUGGACAGAUCACGACGGAGUUUGAGGCGAAGGAAGAACGGAUGCGGCUAUAUCGUGACGCUGCCCUGGAACUUCUGAAGUUGUUCAUCGCCUAUGAAAUUGAACAGAUACCAAGAGCGCAAAAUGUCGAAGCAGACAUGUUAUCCAAAUUAAGUGCAGAGACACCGGAAAGGAUUUCAAAGAUUGCAAGGAUAGAAGAGUUGGACACUUCCAGCAUAUAUGCGUGCCCUGUCCAGGCCAUAACCACGAGGGACGCAGACUGGAUUGACUGCCUCAUCAAGUAUAUCAACGAGGGAGUGCUGCCCGCGGAGGAGGUUGAGGCCAAGGUGACUAAGAUGAGGGCGCCGAGUUAUACCAUUUUGAAUGAGAAACUGUACAAGAGGUCUUACAAUGGCACGCUUCUCAAGUGCUUACGACCAGAUGAGGCCAAGGUCGCCAUGGAAGAGAUACAUGCAGGGAUAUGCUCAGCUCACCAAGGAGCACACACCAUGUCCCGAAAGGUAAUCCUACAAGGUUUCUUCUGGCCAACCAUAGUUAAGGAUUGCGCUGAAUUUGUCAAGAGGUGUGUGGUGUGUCAAGAGUUCCAGAAAUCUCCGGGACGUCCGGCCACCAACUACACCCCCAUCAGCACGGCUAUACCUUUCGCAAGGUGGGGAAUAGAUCUCAUUGGUGCCUUACCAAGGGGAACAGGGAGCGUGAGAUGGGUUAUCGUUGCCAUUGACUAUUUUACUAAAUGGAUAGAAGCAGUACCCCUAGCAAGCAUCACUGAAGGGCAAUGCAGAAAAUUUGUCAUGAAGCACAUCCUUUGUCGCUUUGGAGUACCCCAACAGAUCAUAACCGAUAAUGGGAGGCAAUUCGGGGCGUCUGGGUUUAACGAAUUCUGUGAGAGUUGGGGGAUCAAACACAGCAAUGCGUCAGUUGCCUAUCCCCAAGCGAAUGGCCAAGUGGAGAAUGCAAACCGCACGAUCAUGGACGGUUUGAAGAAAAAGCUGGAAGCAGCCGGAGGGGAGUGGGCUGAAGAACUACCACAGAUACUCUGGGCAUACAGGACCACACCAAGAAAGGCCACAGGGGAGACACCAUUCGCCUUGACAUAUGGUUUCGAGGCGAGGGCACCUGCGGAAGUAAUUCUCCAUAGCCGCCGAGAAGAGGAAUAUGACCCCGAGACGAACGAGGAGGUCAUGGCGACCGAGCUUCUUUUUAUUGAAGAAAGAAGAGAGGCGGCUUUCUGCCGUGCAGAGAACUAUAGAAGGCAGGUGAAAGGAUAUCAUGAUUCUCGAGUUCGCAAACGCAACUUUGAAGUUGGGGACUAUGUCUUGAGAAAAAGGGAGGUCAGCAAACCCUUGGAAGGGGGGAAAUUUGCCAAAAAUUAUGAAGGCCCUUACGUGAUUAAAUCAGUGAUCCGUCCAGGGACGUUCAAACUCCAGACGCCGAAGGGAAAAGAAAUUGAGAGGACUUGGAACGCAGAACACUUGCUCAAGUUUUACCAUUGAAAAUUUAUCAUUGAUACUCCAACCUGAUGAUUAUGAUGUAUGGUAACCACGUAUGGUGGUAAACGCGGUCCUUUUCCAUCCACUGUUUUCAAAUAAGAGAUCUCCUUGAUCCACACAAGAGUGAAUAAUGGCAGUCCCUGGCCGCAAAAAAAAAAAAAAAAAAAAAAAAAAAAAAAAAAAAAAACAUGGUGUCGUUCAAAGACACUGUGGGUGUCAAGCUCACCCAAAACAAAAACAAAUUACAAGGUGUCAUCCAAGGACACCGUGGGUGUAAAACUCACCCAAAACAAAAAAAAAAAACCAAAAAAAAAAAUGAAAUAAAAAACUAGUAAGUAGCCAGGCAUGUCUCCUAUGACAUAGCUGAAAUUCUCAACACGCAAGGGGUAUAGACUCGCCCCUAGGAAGGGGACGAGGAUACAUCGCAAAUCGAUCCCAAC
This is a messenger RNA of Cuscuta epithymum, 7234 nucleotides long. The record is from the annotation of a GenBank genome assembly. NCBI's taxonomy places the organism in Eukaryota, Viridiplantae, Streptophyta, Magnoliopsida, Solanales, Convolvulaceae.